UGUCCCCCCAUAGACACAAAAAGUUGUGACAACCUUAUAUGAUUCACUGUAUCUCUCACAAACAAACAUCACGCAUGCUAUUGUUGAACUCAAUCUCUUGAAUUGAGGAGUGCGCGCACAUCUAGAUCAGCGUAUCAGCCAGCUGCAAUGAGAUAAUAGGAGACACAGAGAGAAGAGUACUUGAUCUCCAGGCAUCAUCAGCACGGUGGUUGAGCGAAGAAGGGGAAUAAUAGUGGAGGUGGAGAAAGAAACACAUGGAAGGCACAGCAGAGUCGAAGGACGGCCAGGCCAAGGACUCAGGAAGGUGGGGGAAGCUAUCUACAGGAGGAAUCAACUCGUAUAGUGGUCCUCCUUCAAGCUGAUCUAUCAUUGCAGCUGAUGAAAUAACGACGCUGCUUACAAUGCCAUCCGCUGCACGUACCAUAUAUUCCUUUUGCCUAACGCCUUAAGGUUGAAUGCCUCCCUCUUCCCUUGGCAUCUGAAGCCACAAGUCACAGACAUCUUACUUCCUCUUCCAUGGACAAAAGGAGUUGCAGACUGCAGCAGGAGACCACCCACCGUGAAUCCGAAGAAGUCAGUAGCAAGGAGUGGGAGUUCAUCCACAUGUCGGAGCAAGAGAAAGAACUCAUCCGCAGGAUGUAUCGGCUUGUUGGCGACAGGUGGGAGCUCGUAGCAGGGCGAAUCCCGGGGAGGAAGGCGGAGGAGAUCGAGAGGUAUUGGAUAAUGACGCAUGGCGAGAGCUUCGCGGAGAAGCGGCAGAAGAGGGAAGCAGGUGAGGGCGGGCGGUGUGAGGGAAGAAAAGCACCAUGAUGAUGAGGUGAUGCAGCUGCAGCUGCAGCUGUUGUGUUCUUGGUUGACUGCUGCUUUCUUAAGAGACAUGGCGAGAUAGGACUGUAUCCCUUCCUCCACCAUUUCCUACCUCUGCAAUCUGCAAUCUGCAAUCUGUAAUCACCAUGGCCCCCUGGAACUCGGAAGUUUAUGCCUACAACACUGGCAGUCGCUGAG
Musa acuminata AAA Group (dessert banana) is the source of this 1005-nucleotide messenger RNA. Its product is annotated as MYB-like transcription factor ETC3. Bases 517 to 810 code for a protein of 97 amino acids. NCBI's taxonomy places the organism in Eukaryota, Viridiplantae, Streptophyta, Magnoliopsida, Zingiberales, Musaceae. Gene Ontology annotation, cellular component: nucleus. The transcript has 3 exons. Gene Ontology annotation, biological process: regulation of DNA-templated transcription; cell differentiation. Gene Ontology annotation, molecular function: transcription cis-regulatory region binding. The record is from RefSeq and is a predicted model, not a curated record.